Molecule: messenger RNA, 2595 nt
Organism: Lacerta agilis (Sand lizard)
Lineage: Eukaryota; Metazoa; Chordata; Lepidosauria; Squamata; Lacertidae
Gene: IL12RB2
Product: interleukin 12 receptor subunit beta 2
Exons: 14
Coding region: 1-2526 (841 amino acids)
Biological process (GO): cytokine-mediated signaling pathway
Cellular component (GO): membrane; signaling receptor complex; external side of plasma membrane
Molecular function (GO): cytokine receptor activity; cytokine binding
Source: RefSeq, a predicted model, not a curated record
AUGAAUGCUAGUGGCACAGUCGUGUCAAAUGGAUCAACUGUGAUUCUGUCCUGCUGGCUAAACAACGGUGGAUCAUCUAGCAAUUUGCAGAACAAACCUACAAUAACUAUUUUACACAACAGUUCAGCAGUAAGCAGCAGCUCUGGCUUUUCGGUCAGUGCUCACAUUUCACAGCACACAUUUGGGAGGCAGGCGUUCAUAUGCCAACGGAGUUCUCGGCAGAAAACGGAAGGAGUGCUCGUAUGUGGAAUUUACGUCGAUGUUGGAAUUCCUCCAGCGCAGCCCAAAAAUAUACUCUGCAUUCAGCAUGGAAAGGAUGGAAGUACUAUUUGCACUUGGGAUAAAGGACACUAUACCUACCUUGAUACUACCUAUACAUUACAGCUAACAAAUGGAACCACCAAUGAGACAACAGUAUGGAAAGAGGAAAGGAAUCAAAAUAGAUCAUAUGGCGCAAUAGAGCUCAGAACAAAGCUGAAUUCUGAGUCCACUUAUACAGUUGUCAUCAAUGCCACCAAUGGACUGGGGAAGGUUUCUUCCCAACCAAUUCAAUUCACAUUAAUAGACAUAGUGAAGCCGCACGCACCGGUGAACCUCUCAGUGGCAUUUGAAGGUUCUGAUGCAAGAAAUUGCAGCAUUUCAUGGCAAGAUCAACAAGAGGCACAACACUUUAGAUUAAGAUACCAACCAAUGAACAGCAACUCUUGGACCAUGCUUGAAAAUAUAAACAGCAGAAGAUAUUAUCUACAUGACCUGAAGCCAGAUACAGCAUAUGAAUUCCAGGUUUCUUGCAGGUUCUUGCCCAACAAAGGAUUAUGGAGUGACUGGAGUUUGUUGUUUCAAACAGAAGCAGUACCAUUUCAGCCAAUUGAUGUCUGGUAUUUAAUGGAAGAUGUGUCUUCUGAAAUGCAGAAUAUUACACUUUUUUGGAAGACGAGCAUACUAGAAGUGAGAAGGAGAAGUCAUGAUUAUAGAGUGAUGUUUUCGGCCCUAAACCAGAUGUGUCAAAGAGCCACGGGAACAAAUUCUACAGCGCAGACCAUAUUCUCACAAAUCAUACCUAAGACAGACUAUAGCAUUACAAUUUCUUCUCACAACUCACGGGGAACAUCCCAACCCAUUUAUAUAACUACUAAACUAGGAAUUACAGAUCUGCCGCCCCCGAACCAUCUUUCUACUGUAUCACUGGGGAACGGAAGAAUCUCUGUUUUGUGGGAAGCCCCUAUUGCACCUUUCCCUUUUAUCAAUGGAUAUGUUCUACAGUGGGCAGAGCUCCAUCACAGCAGUCACUUGAGAACUCCCAUAACCUGGCUCAAAAUCCCCAUCUCCAAUCUCACAGCAACAACAGAGAACCUAAAGCCUAACACCUGUUAUCGAAUCAGUGUGUUUGCCCUCUACCAGAGCAGAGCAGGAAGAGCUGCUUCCACAGAAGAAGAUGUAUCAGCAAAAGCCCCAUUAACAGGACCUCAAAUUAACGCAACAGUAAAAGAAAGAAGCAUUUUGGUCUCCUGGCAGGAAAUUCCAGACGAUCAUCAAGUGGGCUGCAUCGUUCACUUCAAGUUAUACUUGCAAAAGCAAUUUGUCACGGUGCCCCCUAAAGUCUACGGUAGGUAUCUGUUAAAAAUUAGGGCUUGGAUCCCUCUACUGCAGGGCAAAUUUUGGCUGAAAAGAUAUUGGGAGACAUCCAGGGAUGGUGCCUGCUUGCAUAUACCUAACACAGCCACACAGCCAUUCUCUGUAAGAAGUGUAGAGCCUGGUGCUGCAUAUGUUUUAUGGAUGACAGCUUCCACAAAAGCUGGAGAGAGCCCUAAAGGAAACAAACAAGAAGUUUACAUAAAAGGUCAUUAUUUGGGGUGGGGGAUUAAAGGUUUUGGCUUCAUAGUAGUACAGCUUUCCUCGCUGCUUUCUGUUCUGCUUUGUGGGUGGCAUGGGAAAGCUGUUCCAGAUCCAGCCAACUCUUCAUGUGCUAAAGAGUUCACAUCUGUAGAGGAUGAACGCAGCUUCUAUUCUACAGAGUUCCUAAAGAACCUGAACAGUGUUGAAGAGCCUGAAACUCUACAAAUAGAGGAGGUCCUCAUGAAGAGGCAACAAAUGCCAUUUUUGGAUGUGUCCCUCUUCAAACCCACAGAGGAAGGAGGAGAGAGCCACAACUGGCCAACUGCUGUCAGUUUCCAGGAAGAGGAUCCAAUUGUGAAAAACUUGGACUAUGACCCUUUGAUCACCAGCAGGACAGGUGGUGCCAGCCAGCACCAGCUGCUGCCUUUGUACAGAAAGGUUGGACCCGAAGAACCAAAUCAAGGCCAGGAAUUUUCAGUGUACCUUGCCAGUCCACGUGGAAAUGUAACAGUGGACUACUUACCGACUAUUUCACCUGCCAUUAUGGACACUGGUGAAGACAACGGUGAAUCUGAACUAAACCCAUUAUUUAUUUUCCAAAGAACCUCUUUUCUGCCACAGACGUUCCCCUUUGGUGGAAAGCUCACUCUAGACGCUAUACAAAUGGACUGUGAUUCUUUCACAGAGUAAGACUGCGUUCAUGUAACAUCUUAUCCAGGAAUGCUUUAAACUUAAUGGGAGAAGACAUGAUAGGAUAUA